Messenger RNA from Miscanthus lutarioriparius, 297 nucleotides. NCBI's taxonomy places the organism in Eukaryota, Viridiplantae, Streptophyta, Magnoliopsida, Poales, Poaceae. The record is from the annotation of a GenBank genome assembly.
AUGUCGCAACGUCCUCAUGGACAGGCUCCGCCGUCUGAGAUGGGAGAUCCCAACUACGCUGCCCUUUUAUUCCAACAACAGGCGGAUGGGAGUACCAGGCGAAUUGGAGCAGCAGCAGGCGGAUGGGAGCAGCAGGCGAAUGGGAGAUCCCAACUGCAGCAGGACUCCCCGGUGCUGCCGUGGUUGGAGAAUACGGCGCAAGGAGACCAGCGACGACUCCAAAGGAAUAGAUCGUACAAAAUUUCAAUCCGCAGGUGGAAUAGGUCCAUAGUAGUUGGUGACGUGACAAUUUUUUAA